Tarenaya hassleriana is the source of this 2236-nucleotide messenger RNA. Its product is annotated as malonate--CoA ligase. Gene Ontology annotation, biological process: fatty acid metabolic process. The coding region runs from base 129 to 1940 and encodes 603 amino acids. Gene Ontology annotation, molecular function: medium-chain fatty acid-CoA ligase activity. The transcript has 15 exons. Lineage: Eukaryota; Viridiplantae; Streptophyta; Magnoliopsida; Brassicales; Cleomaceae. The record is from RefSeq and is a predicted model, not a curated record.
UGCCACAGCUGACAUUAACGGCUACAUAAAUUAACUUUUAGAUUUCUUGGUGGAAAAAAAAAACACGCACAAAAAACGGAAUCUUGAUCGCGGUUCAAUUAAACCCACCACUGCUUGAACCUACCCAAAUGACGGCUACAUUAAAGAGUUUCAACCACUUCUCCUCCUUUAACCCGCGUAAUUACCAUUCCGCGAUUCUCUGCUAUCGCCUUCAUCGAUUCCAGCUUCGUAAUUCCAUUUCGUCUUCUGGGUUUCGGUUCUUGCGAUCCACGCAUCUCUUCUCUUCGCAGUCUGGUACACUCAUGGAGGUGUUUAAAGCAGUACUCAGGGAGGGUUCUGGUGGUUGUGAUAGGAUCGCCAUCAAAGCUGAAGAAAAGAGUUACACUUAUAGGCAGCUAAUAUCAUCUGCCCUGAGAAUAUCUGAUUUGUUCUGCAAUGAUGAUAAAACCAAUGGGUAUGAAACUAGGAAGCAUGAAGGGUAUGGAAAUCUUAAUGGGGCAAGAAUCGGAAUUGUGGCAAAACCUUGUGCAGAGUUUGUCGCUGGAGUAUUAGGGACAUGGUUUAGUGGUGGUGUUGCGGUUCCACUUGCCCUCAGUCAUCCCGAGGCUGAACUCUUACAUGUGAUGAAUGACUCGGAUAUAUCUCUGCUACUGAGUACGGAAGACCAUAGUGAAACUAUGAAAAUAAUUGCAGCUAAGAGUGAUGCCCAAUUUCUCUUAAUUCCUCCUGUUGUUAGCUCUACCUCAGAAAUUGAUGUUCAGAAUCAAUCUCAAGGUGGAAUUUCAGAAGCAGAGGGAAGGUAUCUAGAUGACCCAGCAUUGGUUGUCUACACAAGCGGUACAACUGGUAAACCCAAAGGAGUUGUCCAUACCCACAAAAGCAUCAAUGCCCAGGUUAGAAUGUUGACGGAAGCUUGGGAGUACACUUCAGCUGAUCAUUUUCUCCACUGUCUGCCACUACAUCAUGUUCACGGGCUUUUCAAUGCUCUGUUUGCUCCUUUGUACGCAGGUUCUUCAGUUGAGUUUUUGCCAAAGUUUAGUGUCAGUGGAAUCUGGCGAAGGUGGUGUGAAUCAUAUCCAGUGAAUGGGGACAGAGUAGAUGAUGCCAUAACCGUAUUCACAGGAGUUCCAACCAUGUAUACUCGAUUAAUACAAGGUUACGAAGCAAUGGACUCGGAAUCUCAAGCCAAUUGCUCGUUUGCUGCUAGGCAACUUCGCGUAAUGAUGUGCGGCUCCUCUGCUCUCCCUCAACCCAUCAUGCAACGGUGGGAAAGUAUCACGGGUCAUCGUCUUUUGGAGCGUUAUGGCAUGACAGAGUUUAUAAUGGCUAUAUCAAAUCCCCUACGAGGUGCAAGGAAGGCAGGUACAGUCGGGAAGCCUCUUCCCGGAGUGGAGGUCAAGAUUGUAGAAGAUGAAAACGAUUCAAAUGGAGUAGGUGAGAUUUGUGUAAAGAGCCCAUCUCUUUUCAAGGAAUACUGGAAACUUCCAGAAGUUACUAAAGAAUCCUUCACCGGGGAUGGAUACUUCAAGACCGGAGAUGCUGGUCGAGUGAAUGAAGAUGGAUAUUACGUGAUUUUGGGACGCACGAGCGCUGACAUUAUGAAGGUUGGGGGAUACAAGCUGUCUGCUUUAGAAAUCGAAUCUGUUCUCCUCGAGCACCCUGCAGUUGCAGAAUGUUGUGUCUUGGGUUUACUGGACAAAGAUUAUGGAGAAGCCGUUACAGCGAUAAUUGUACUGGAGGCAGAAGCUAAGAGGAUAAGAGAAGAAGAAGAAGAGGCAAAGCCUGUCAUUACAUUGGAUGAACUCUGCAGUUGGGCUAAAGACAAGCUUGCUCCUUACAAGCUUCCGACGCGUUUGCUGAUAUGGGAGAGCUUGCCCCGUAACGCAAUGGGAAAGGUGAACAAAAAGGAGCUGAAGAAAUCUCUGAAUGCUCAAGAGUGAAUGGUUUUUGGUUCAGGACAAGCAUCCAUUGCUUCUUGUAUUUCUUGUGUUAUUACCAAUAAGGUAUCACAUAUAUGAUUAAAACUAUAUAUACACAUUGUCCAUAUGGGUUUUUGGUACAUUAAGUAAAAGAUUAUGUGAACCUAAAGAAUAAGUAAAAGAUAUGUCAAAGCUCUUAAGGCAAAUGCUUGGAGAGAAAACAACCAGAAAACAGAUGAAGAACACAACCCUGUAAUAUGCUUGGAGAGAACAAACACACAAUACAUAAAAGACAGAAAAAAAAAAGGGACAAAAAA